Mytilus trossulus (common blue mussel) is the source of this 600-nucleotide messenger RNA. RefSeq lists its product as uncharacterized. The transcript is spliced from 3 exons. NCBI's taxonomy places the organism in Eukaryota, Metazoa, Mollusca, Bivalvia, Mytilida, Mytilidae. The coding region runs from base 1 to 600 and encodes 199 amino acids. The record is from RefSeq and is a predicted model, not a curated record.
AUGGCGACUGUAAGAUGGUAUUCGAUAGGCAUACAGAAUGGCAGCACUAGUGUUUCUAAAUCGGAUGAUUUCUGUAAAGCUCAAAGUUUUAUAACAACUUCUAUGAGCAUUGCUUCAUUUCUGUGGACCUCAUUCAUUGCCAUUUAUCUUUUCAUCUGUGUUUGGUUUUCUCGAGUUGUAGAUUUAUCUGGAGUUACGUUUAUAUUUGUGCAUGUGGUAGCAUGGGGUAUACCAGGACAUUUCCAGGUUAUGAAAAAUAUGAUCAUAAAGAAAUCAAGACCAUCAUACAAUGUAAAUAAACAGGUUCAUUCUGGAUGUCUUAAAAAAAGAAGUGGUCAAUUUCUAUGGAAUCAAAUCAGUGCGGGACUUCGCAGAGAGGACGAAUUAUUCUGUUUUACCUGGUUGAUUCUGUAUUGUCUUAGAAUGUGGGGUACUUUGAGAUUCUUUCUAGACAUUGCAAAGUUUAAUCAUGGCACAACAGAAUUUGUAUUACUGAUCUUACAGUCAUAUGGUGAUAGUGCGCACGCUUUUUGGAACUUUAUUUAUUUUGUGUUUGUGAUAAAACUGUUCGUUCUUAUGUAUGGAGCCGUUAUUAUUUAA